Pieris macdunnoughi is the source of this 552-nucleotide messenger RNA. NCBI's taxonomy places the organism in Eukaryota, Metazoa, Arthropoda, Insecta, Lepidoptera, Pieridae. The record is from the annotation of a GenBank genome assembly.
AUGAAUUUAAAAUUACAAGUAUUACUUUUGAUAGUUUUGUGCUUGGGAAUACAGGGAAAGAGUUCUGAAGAGCGGCAGGAUAUUCGCGGUCAUGUGAAGAGCGAUGCAACUGCGCUUAUAUUUGCUGACGAAUUCAAGCAGACGAUAGAGAAGUAUCUCUUCGGAAUAUGCCCGCAGCCAUAUAAGACCCGUUGGUUGCAGAUGACGCUGGGGAGUAAGACAAAGAACGGGACCACCUUCUCCUGCGACCUCGAUACGGAUCACCAGGAUUUAGCAGCAAGGCUUGCAACAUUAGCGUUGAGAGCUCAUUCGGCAUCGCGUUCAGAUUGUCUAAGACUAGGAGCGGCGCUGGCGAAUACGCUCGGAGAUUUGGCGCGAACAGCUGCGAACCAACAAAAUAUGUUUCCCUCUACAUCAGCGGCUGAGACGAAGAAGAGAAAGUUAUCAAAGAGCCAAAAAAUGCAGAUAAAAGCUAAACAACGUACAGCACUCGCCGUUAAGAAGAAGGCCGCUGCUGCCGCCGCCGCCGCCGCUGCUAAGAUGACGUCAUAA